Molecule: messenger RNA, 693 nt
Organism: Talaromyces proteolyticus
Lineage: Eukaryota; Fungi; Ascomycota; Eurotiomycetes; Eurotiales; Trichocomaceae
Exons: 2
Coding region: 1-693 (230 amino acids)
Source: RefSeq, a predicted model, not a curated record
AUGGAGUCGCAAACCACAGAAACUCCAAAUCGAGAAGUUGAGGGGAAGGCGAAGGCAGUGCAAAGGAAACAUAUCUUGGCUUCUGCUAAUAUGCCGGGACAAAACACUCUAGAUACAACUUGUACCAACAAAGACCAGUCUGACAAACGUGUGGAAAGAUUCUUCAAAUGGGCACUGAACGUUGCAGUCCUCGCCGCCGCAAUAGUGUUCGGCAUCUGGGCACCACUAUCGUACAAUAUCACUCUUGAUGGCAACAGCAGCAAUGAUGCAUCGUCCAGCUCAAUGCUCAGUGCAGUCCUGGCUGCCAGCUCUCAGGCAUCCAUAGCGGCCAGUACCCAGAGCGCAAUACUGGAGGAUAUGAGCGGCCGCAUGGGUGCAAUUGGGCAGCUCUGGCUUGUAGACUUUUGUGCUACACAGACUACUAUUAGCGCCUGCCAGCAAUUCAACAGCGAAAUUAACGUCCCAAGUCUCGUCAGUAAGCUCGCAUCAACAACUGCCACGCAGAGUUCCACUGCAUCCAGUAGUCCGUCAACUACAAAUACACCCAGUAAUGGACACACAGUGUCAACCCACAUUUCCGUGCCAGCAAUUCUAGGAAUUGUAUUUGUAGCGCUUGUUGCCGUUGGAUGGCUUAUUGGUGUAUAUGUUCUCUUGUCACGAAGGCGUCAGAUAAGGGGCGAAGUGGAAACAUGA